Messenger RNA from Ricinus communis (castor bean), 1320 nucleotides. Its product is annotated as chlorophyll a-b binding protein 7, chloroplastic. The coding region runs from base 105 to 1121 and encodes 338 amino acids. The transcript has 6 exons. Gene Ontology annotation, biological process: photosynthesis, light harvesting in photosystem I; response to light stimulus. Gene Ontology annotation, cellular component: membrane. NCBI's taxonomy places the organism in Eukaryota, Viridiplantae, Streptophyta, Magnoliopsida, Malpighiales, Euphorbiaceae. The record is from RefSeq and is a predicted model, not a curated record.
AAGCCACUAUUUUCAAGCUCUCUCGAGCUUAAAGUGCUUGACGGUUAAUAUUCAGUCCACACACAAACGCAAAUAGCAGAGCGCUGGCCGUGGGGCCAUUAGCCAUGGCCGUGUUACUCCAGCCACACCCUUCGUUCUCUUGGAUUUCCUCGUCUCUCUUCUCUCAAGGCUCAAAAUUAUUGGCUCUAAAACCUCAAAAAAUCCUCUUCAACGGCAACCCAUCUUCACCAUGCAAAGCUUCUUGGCAAGAGCUUGCUGGCGUUCUGGUAUUCUCGGCGAUUCCAUUCACGGCUGUAAAAGCCCUUGCCAAUAGCCCGUUGGGCGAGUCGCUUCAGAGGCGAUUGGAGGAGAGCAAAAAAGUUGCUGUUAAAGAAUCUUCAAAGUUUCAGGCUUUAACCGCAAAAGCCCGUAAAGAGAGGACAUUAGAAUUCUCCAAAUUUUGCAGUUUGUGGUAUGGAGAAGAGCGUCCUCGCUGGCUUGGUCCUAUUCCAUAUGACUACCCUGCUUAUCUUACUGGAGAACUACCUGGGGAUUAUGGCUUUGACGUAGCAGGACUGAGCAAGGAUUCUGUAGCUUUUCAAAGAUACUUCAAUUUUGAAAUACUUCAUGCCCGAUGGGCUAUGCUUGCUGCUCUUGGUGCUCUGGUUCCAGAAGUUCUUGAUUUGUCAGGUGCUUUUCAUUUCAUUGAACCUGUCUGGUGGCGAGUUGGCUAUUCAAAGCUUAAGGGAGACACACUGGACUACCUUGGCAUCCCAGGACUCCACUUUGCUGGAAGCCAAGGAGUGCUUGUCAUUGCUAUUUGCCAAGCCCUCCUCAUGGUUGGACCGGAGUAUGCAAGAUAUUGUGGGAUCGAGGCAUUGGAGCCUUUAGGAAUAUACUUGCCAGGUGAUAUAAAUUAUCCAGGAGGGCCACUUUUUGAUCCGUUGAACCUGUCAAGCGAUGCAGUAGCUUUGGAGGAGCUGAAGGUGAAAGAAAUUAAAAAUGGAAGGUUAGCGAUGGUUGCCUGGUUAGGCUUUUAUGCCCAAGCGGUUUUGACAGGAAAAGGUCCGGUUCAGAAUCUUGUCGAGCACAUAUCAGAUCCAUUUCAUAACAAUCUGCUUUGUGUGCUCAAGUUCAUGUAAAUUUGUGGAGUGUAUAGAAUCACGGAUUUCGUUAUCUAAAUGAAAUUGCUGUUAUUGAAAAAAUCAAGUCUUUCGCCUUGAGUUUCAGGGCAAACAGGAUGAUGGGCCUGGGUUUCCCUAGUAUGGGCCCUCAUCAGUUAUUCCUGAACUUUGAAUUGGUCCUCCACUUAUAUACAGUAGAUGGGAUUUCCUAGCAACA